GCCCGGCCAGGCCCCUGGGAGUUCAGUCUCAACCCAAAGGGCCACCUAACCACAUAAAAAUUCUUCCCUUUUUUAUUUCUCUAAAAAAAAAAAACAAAGUCUGAUAAACUAACGCGAACGAAAAAGAGAAAAAUCCAAACCUUUAUUCCAAAUUCUAAAUUCAAAAAGUUACUUUCGGCCCACCACCCCUCCUAGUCUUAUUCUUUUUCCAAAUUUGAGAUGAACAUGACUACCCACGAGGCUAACGAGAGAAGGACAAUGAUGCAGCAGCACCUGGAGCAGCUCCAGCCCCUGAUGUCCCUGCCGCCGGCCAACUGGGAGGAGCUCCAGCAAGCCGUUCGGGUGAACGUGGCCGAGGCCAUGGAGGACUUCUACCGGAGACAUGCCAGGGCGCUCCGCAAGCUGGAGCUGAUCAUCGAGACGGAGCUGUUGCCGAAACUGAAGGGCAUACCGCCAGACGGAAGAGCCAGCAAGGAGACCAGGAGGACCGCGGAGCUGGUGAAGCGGCUGCUCUGCCGGGUGGCACGCCUGCGUCCCGUGAUCAUGGUGCGGAUGCCCGUUCAGGAUAAGCGGAGCGGCGGGACAAGCUCGACUUCCGCAACAGCCGCCACAGCGGCCAACCUUAUGUACAAGAUUAGACGACGAGCUGGGAGAACGGCCAGUGGUGCCACAAUGCCACUGAUCGAACCACGAUGGCCGCGCAAGUGCCCCCAGAACUUGCACCACAUCGGACACACACUGCUCAGGCCGAGCCACGAACCACGUUACACCAUUUGGCAGCGACAGAAUCAGCGCGGCAGGAAUAUGGCUUUCAAGAAGUCCUCCUACACCACGCCACUGAACCGACACAAGGACUUCCCACCCAUCCUGGACACCGCAACUGGACGGCGGUGGAGGGCUAUCCACACUACCAGCACACCUCCCAUAUUCUACGACUGAUUCUGUCCAUUCGAGACACACUAGCUUAUCUAAGGACACUAAAUUCGAGGAGAAAGGAUUCUAGAUGCGAUUUGUUGGUUCUGUAUUGUGGAAAACACUUUGAAGACACUUGGAGGACAAGGACGAGAAGUUUUGAUAUUCAUGAAGUAGAUGUUAGCUGUGCAGUAAGGAUUAUGCGGAACGAUGUGUUCGAUCAUAUUGUAUACGUUUUUAGUUUACAUAGAAAUUGUUUAUCGAAAAACACCACAAAAAUAUGACUGUAACAACUUGGUUAUUCCAUCCGAUCUCGCUUCAAUUGGCUUGGUUGCGCAAUAUUCCAAAUAUUGUUAUUAAGUGCUUAAAUACGACACAUGUGACACUCAAAUCCCAUUCCAAAGCAACGUCCAGAGGAUCUAAUUGAUCUUAACAGGCUACUUUUCAACACAGACACAACUUCCAUUCCAAGACAACGUCCAGAAGGUUAAGGUUUUAUUAAAGAUUAACACACGAA
Drosophila ananassae is the source of this 1429-nucleotide messenger RNA. RefSeq lists its product as uncharacterized. The transcript has a single exon. Lineage: Eukaryota; Metazoa; Arthropoda; Insecta; Diptera; Drosophilidae. The record is from RefSeq and is a predicted model, not a curated record. The coding region runs from base 220 to 939 and encodes 239 amino acids.